This is a messenger RNA of Dentiscutata erythropus, 1284 nucleotides long. The record is from the annotation of a GenBank genome assembly. NCBI's taxonomy places the organism in Eukaryota, Fungi, Glomeromycota, Glomeromycetes, Diversisporales, Gigasporaceae.
AUGGAUACAUAUAAUUCUGACAAAUUAGACAAUUAUGCAGAGGGUAAAAUGAACAAUAGUAUGGAUAUAUGUAAUUCUGACGAAUUAUAUGUUAUAAAUAGACAAAAAAAUGAACUAACAUUUGAUGAUCAAAAAAGUGCUGAUGAAUAUAACCUGAUAUUUGAUACUCAAAGUAUUGCUAGUGAAUCGAGUCUAGUAUACAAUAAUCAGGAGGACAUAUUGGAAAAUAGCAAGAUCAUUGAUGAAGUUGAUGAAUUCCAGAGUGAUAACAGUGAAAGUGAAAUAGAUAGUGCAGAUUAUAGCGAAAGUGAAAUAGACAGUGCAGAUUUUCCAAGUACUGCUUAUCAAGAUUUCAUAGAUAUAGUAAUCAGAUAUAAUCUUUCUUAUAUGGCUAGUGAUGCUGUAUUAAAGUUUAUAAAAAGAUACGGUCAAAUUUCAAAGAAAAUUCUAUCCCGAUCAACAAAAGAUGGUCUUCUUUUCUUGAACACAUUGAGGAAGGACCAUACGAAGUUUUAUUUAACUCCUAUUCUUCGAUAUCAAGAAAUUACUGAAAAUUGUAUUUUUGAUUAUCAAGAAGUUUACACAUUAGUUGAAGGGCGCCAAGAAAGAUUAUUCUCAGAAUUUUAUAAUUCUAAAUGGUGGGGUCGUGCACAACAACACAUUUCGCCUGGAAAUAAGGUAUUACCUAUAAUACUAUACUCCGAUGCAACUACACUAGAUUGUUUAGAGAAGAGUUCACGGCAUCCAAUAUUUAUAAGUUUGAGUAAUAUUCCAACAACUGUUCGAAAUAAAGCUAAAGCUAAGGCACUUGUUGGUAUUAUACCAACAUUGCGAGGAACAAAGGAAGAACGGCAAACACCACAGUUUAGACAAUUAAUUCGAUCAGUUUUUUACAAAUGUAUUAACAUAUUGAUUGAGCCAUUAUGUUCACAGUAUCAUUCUGGAGUAACAUUAAAGGUUAACAAUUAUAAAUUGAGAUGUAAUAUGAUGUUAGCCUCUAUUAUCGGGAAUUGGUCCGAAAACUGCAAAUCAUGCUUAACUUAUAGUGGAGCUAGUUGUGCGCGUCCUUGCCACACAUGUUUUGUAGAAAAGGAUGAUCUAAAUGUUAUUAACUUACCUGCUAAUCAUAAGAUUACUAGAACCGAAAUUCAAAUGAAACAAGCCAUUGAAAUGGGACAAGGCAAAGACCACUCAUUAUAUGAAGAAACUAAUAGUUUUUGGAACCAUCUGGUUAAUAAAUUCUAUAAAACAAAUGAAUCAGCUGGAAGUUCAUCUAUGAAAUAG